Messenger RNA from Manis javanica (Malayan pangolin), 1601 nucleotides. It is a transcript of the gene SLC31A1, whose product is annotated as solute carrier family 31 member 1. The record is from RefSeq and is a predicted model, not a curated record. NCBI's taxonomy places the organism in Eukaryota, Metazoa, Chordata, Mammalia, Pholidota, Manidae. Gene Ontology annotation, biological process: copper ion transmembrane transport. Gene Ontology annotation, cellular component: membrane. Gene Ontology annotation, molecular function: copper ion transmembrane transporter activity.
UAGGGGCGGGAGUCGGUGGCCUCCGUGGCGGUCGUGGACACGUCAAGCCGGCAGAAGUGGAGGGGGCUUAAGAAGAGUGCUGGAGGGUUGACGGUUUAAGGUUGUGAGAGGGAGACGCUGGUGGCGAGGCUCGAUCUGGGAAGGUUGUCGGGGUGGCCCCCAGAAAGCAAAAUGGCUAACUUCAUGUUAAGACAUAAAGAUACAAGAUAGUUGGAUCAAAGUACCGUGAUACAAGCCUAAUUGUUGGAGCUAGACUUCUCUCCUUAGCUGGGUCAAGAAGCGGAAGCAUCCGUGAGGAGCUCAUUAAAUGUCUGCAGUUAGUGAAGAAUCUUCUGCUGACUCUCAACUUUUCCUGGAAAAAUGAACCAUUCCCACCACAUGGGGAUGACCUCUAUGGACCACAGCAAUACUACUGCAGCCCCCCACUCCCAUGGAAUGGACGACAUGAUGAUGAUGCAGAUGACCUUCUAUUUUGACUAUAAGAAUGUGGAGCUAUUGUUUUCUGGUUUGGUGAUCAAUACGGCUGGAGAAAUGGCUGGAGCCUUUGUGGCAGUGUUCUUACUAGCAAUGUUCUAUGAGGGACUCAAGAUAGCCCGAGAGAGCCUGCUGCGCAAGUCACAAGUCAGCAUUCGCUAUAAUUCCAUGCCUGUCCCAGGGCCAAAUGGAACCAUCCUUAUGGAGACGCACAAAACUGUUGGGCAGCAGAUGCUGAGCUUUCCUCACCUCCUGCAAACAGUGCUGCAUAUCAUCCAGGUGGUCAUCAGCUACUUCCUCAUGCUCAUCUUCAUGACUUACAACGGGUACCUCUGCAUUGCGGUAGCAGCAGGGGCUGGCACAGGCUACUUUCUCUUCAGCUGGAAGAAGGCAGUGGUAGUGGACAUCACAGAGCAUUGCCAUUAACAUCAAACUCCAUGGUGUGGCCUUACCGAUUGCAGCGGGAAGCAUUCAAGACUGGAAGACAUGAUUCCUACUCCAAUCUUCCCUUCUUGCUCCUUACCUCCUUAGACACAGACACACACACACACACACGCACACACACACACCUACUCAACAGAGGUUUACCUUACAGUAUAUGAUCUAAAGUGGUAACCUCCCUGUUUUCUCCCUCAUGAGCUGAGAUUCUCAUCUCUGUUGAGGUGAAGCCAUCUGUGAGAUGUCCUCUCCUCCCCUUUCAUCUUGGAUCCAAGUUAUAAGUUCUUCGGUCAUCAGUUAGCUUUCUGUUCAAAGACGUGAUCACCUGCUUCCUUUUUUAGUCUUGUUUUUAUUUUGUUAACAGACAAUAUGUGAAUUUGGUGGGUUUUUCCUGGGUCGGUGAUGGAAAGGGAUUAACUUCAGCCAGGAUUAAUGGCAGCUGAGGGAAAUUCUUGCCCAACUAAACCCAGAACCCAAACUUAACAUUAAAAAAUAAGUUCCAGUCUCUGAAUUCAAUAAGUGGGAAAUAAUACAUUGUGCCUUUCCCUAGGUGUGAUGUAUUGCACUGAAAUCUUUGUAGUGUGCAGAGGGGUAGUUUGAGUUAAACAUAGUCCUGGAGCUUGCAGAAGUGUGCAUUCCUGGGUGGCUGACUCAUCAUUUUGAUUGAGUCAAAUGGACUUGUCCAUUUG